This is a messenger RNA of Exophiala dermatitidis NIH/UT8656, 336 nucleotides long. RefSeq names its product chaperonin GroES. Gene Ontology annotation, molecular function: metal ion binding; protein folding chaperone; ATP binding. The record is from RefSeq and is a predicted model, not a curated record. Lineage: Eukaryota; Fungi; Ascomycota; Eurotiomycetes; Chaetothyriales; Herpotrichiellaceae. Gene Ontology annotation, cellular component: mitochondrial matrix. Bases 1 to 336 code for a protein of 111 amino acids. The transcript has 4 exons.
AUGGUUACUUUCCAAUGUUCCCAGUCUACCGCACUCAAGAGCAUUCGAUCCCUCGCCCCUCUCCUGGACCGAGUCCUGGUCCAGCGAAUCAAGGCCGAGCCGAGAACUGCCGGCGGUAUCUUCCUCCCGGAGAGCAGUGUCAAGGACUUGAACGAGGCCAAGGUCCUGGCCGUGGGCCCUGGCGGCUUUGACAAGGAGGGGCGGAGAUUAGCCAUGAGCGUCAAGGAGGGCGACAAGGUCUUGAUUCCUCAGUAUGGCGGCAGCCCCGUGAAAGUCGGAGAUGAGGAAUACCAUCUGUUCCGGGACCAUGAGCUUCUGGCAAAGAUCAACGAAUAG